This is a messenger RNA of Ochotona princeps (American pika), 998 nucleotides long. It is a transcript of the gene MRPL28, whose product is annotated as mitochondrial ribosomal protein L28. The coding region runs from base 34 to 804 and encodes 256 amino acids. The record is from RefSeq and is a predicted model, not a curated record. Gene Ontology annotation, molecular function: structural constituent of ribosome. Gene Ontology annotation, cellular component: mitochondrial large ribosomal subunit. The transcript is spliced from 5 exons. NCBI's taxonomy places the organism in Eukaryota, Metazoa, Chordata, Mammalia, Lagomorpha, Ochotonidae.
GGUCCUGGGUCCCGGUCGGGGCGGCUCGCAGCCAUGCCCUUGCACAAGUUUCCAGUGCACCUGUGGAGGCGGCUGCAGCUGCGGGAAGGGAUCCGCGCCCGCCUGCCCGCGCACUACCUGCGCGCUCUGGAGGACACGCGGGAGCCCACUCCCGUGCAUUACCGGCCCCACGGGGUCAAGUUCAGGGUCAACCCCAGGAACGGGCAGCGGGAGCGCGUGGAAGACGUGCCCAUCCCCAUCCACUAUCCUCCCGAGUGCCAGCGAGGACUGUGGGGCGGCGAGGGCUGGAUCCUGGGCUACAGAUACGUGGGGGACGACAAACUGUCCAAGAGGGUGAAGAAGGUGUGGAAGCCGCAGCUGUUUGAGCGGGAGCUGUACAGCGAGAUUUUGGACAAAACCUUCACUGUGAUGGUCACCAUGCGGACCCUUGACCUCAUCGACAAAGCCUUUGGCUUCGACUUCUACAUCCUGAAGACCCCCAAGGAGGACCUAUGCUCCAAGUUCGGCAUGGACCUGAAGCGAGGAAUGCUGCUGCGGCUGGCCCGGCAGGACCCCCAGCUGCACCCAGACGACCCCCAGCGCAGGGCAGCCAUCUAUGGCAAGUACAAGGAGUUUGUCAUCCCAGAGGCCGAGGCUGAGUGGGUUGGCCUGACACUGGAGGAGGCCAUGGAGAAACAGCGGCUGUUGGAGCAGAAGGACCCCGUCCCACUGUUCAAGGUCUACAUGGAGGAGCUGAUUCAGAGGCUGCAGCAGCAGGCGCUCUCGGAGCCCGCAGUGGUCCAUAAGACGGCCAGCAGGAAGUGAGCGAGCAGCACUCAGCCGUCCUCAGUGGGCCCUUACGCCGUGGACUCACUUAGAGCCUGGGCUGACUGAGGGUCGCCUGUGGACAGUGAGUGGCUCCCACACAGCUCCCUGGGCUGCAGUGGGCUUUGCUGAGGCCCGGGGCAGGGCCCCGUGCUGCUGCCUGUGGAGAGGGAGCAAGUAAAGCUUGAGCCAGG